Messenger RNA from Pistacia vera, 2337 nucleotides. RefSeq names its product galactinol--sucrose galactosyltransferase-like. Gene Ontology annotation, molecular function: galactinol-sucrose galactosyltransferase activity. The record is from RefSeq and is a predicted model, not a curated record. NCBI's taxonomy places the organism in Eukaryota, Viridiplantae, Streptophyta, Magnoliopsida, Sapindales, Anacardiaceae.
AUGGCUCCAAGCUUAAGCAAGAAUGCGCUAGAUUCAUUAGGGCUUCUUUAUGGUGAACUAACAUCAUCCAUCAUCCUAAAAGGAUCAACUUUUCUUGCUAAUGGCCACCCAAUUCUCACUAAAGUCCCUACAAACAUUAUUGCCACCAUCCCAUCACCAUUUAACACUACAAAUAAGGCACAUAGCACGGCGGGCUGCUUCGUGGGAUUUGAAGUGGACGAGUCCAAAAGCUGGCAUAUGUUGCCUAUCGACAAACUCAGUGGAAUCAGGUUCAUGAGCCUAUUCAGGUUCAAAGUUUGGUGGACCACCCACUGGGUUGGAAAUAAUGGAAAAGACUUGGAGCAUGAGACCCAGAUGCUACUCUUAGACAAAAAUGACUUGGGACGCUCUUAUGUUCUUCUACUUCCAAUCCUGGAGGGACCCUUCAGAGCUUCUCUUCAACUUGGGGUCGAUGAUUACGUGGACUUGUGCCUGGAAAGUGGGUCCUCGCACGUGUGUGGUUCAAGCUUCAGAAGUUGUUUAUACAUGCAUGUCAACGACGAUCCUUAUCGUCUUGUGAAGGAGGCCAUGAAAGUUGUCAGGCUCCAUUUGGGGACAUUUAAACUUCUUGAGGAGAAAACGCCGCCAGGCAUCAUUGAUAAAUUUGGUUGGUGCACUUGGGAUGCAUUUUAUCUUAAAGUUCACCCUGAAGGUGUACGGGAAGGGGUGAAGGGUUUAGUAGAAGGCGGGUGCCCUCCGGGGCUGGUUCUGAUGGAUGACGGGUGGCAGUCCAUUUGCCAUGACGAAGAUCCCAUUACUGAUCAAGAAGGCAUGAACCGAACAAGCGCCGGGGAACAAAUGCCGUGCAGGCUCAUAAAAGUCGAAGAGAAUUACAAAUUCAGGGACUAUAAAAGUUCCAAGGAACCAUCGAAAAAAGGCAUGGGCGCCUUCGUUAGGGACCUAAAAGAAGAGUUUAAGAGCGUCGAGAAUGUGUAUGUAUGGCAUGCGCUGUGUGGGUAUUGGGGCGGCGUUAGACCCAAAAUCCCAGGCCUGCCCGAAUCCAGGCUCAUUACUCCUAAAUUGUCAAAGUGUUUGGAGAUGACUAUGGAAGAUUUGGCUGUGGAUAAGAUAGUGGAGAGUAGAAUUGGACUGGUCCCACCAGAGCGGGUCCACGAGAUGUACGAGGGACUCCAUUCUCAUCUGGAGUCGGCGGCCAUCGAUGGUGUCAAGGUUGAUGUAAUUCAAUUGCUUGAAUUGCUAGCUGAGGACUUCGGUGGUCGAUUUGAGCUUGCUAAAACUUACUACAAGGCACUAACUGCUUCCGUUAGGAAACAUUUCAAAGGAAAUGGUGUGAUUGCCAGUAUGGAGCAUUACAAUGACUUCAUGUAUCUUGGCACAGAGACCAUAUCGCUUGGACGCGUUGGAGAUGAUUUCUGGUGCAAUGAUCCCAAAGGUGUCAGAAAUGGAACGUUUUGGCUACAAAGGUGUCACAUGGUGCAUUGUGCAUAAAAUAGCUUGUGGAUGGGCAACGUCAUACACCCAGAUUGGGACAUGUUCCAGUCUACUCAUCCCUGUGCCGGAUUCCACGCUGCUUUUAGGGCAAAUUCUGGAGGACCAAUUUAUGUGAGUGACUCUGUUGGAAAGGACAAUUUUGAGUUGCUCAGGAGCCUAGUGUUACCUGAUGGAACCAUUUUGCGAUGCCAACACUAUGCUCUUUCCACCAGAGAUUACUUGUUUCAAGAUCCAUUACAUGAUCGGAAAACAAUGCUCAAGAUUUGGAACCUCAACAAAUAUACAGGAGUUUUAGGAGUGUUCAAUUGUCAAGGAGGAGGACGGUGCUCUGUAACAAGAAAAAAUGUUGGUUUCGCCAAGUUUUCAAACACAAUAUCUUGCUUGGCUAGUCCUAAUGAUAUUGAAUGGAACAAUGGAAAGGAUCCGAUGUCUUGUGUGAAUGGAGUGAACGUAUUUUCUGUUUACAUGUUUCAAGAAAACAAGCUGAAGCUUCUGAAAAUUUCGGAUAAAUUGGAGAUUUCCCUUGAGCCAUUUAAUUAUGAGCUGCUUACUGUUUCUCCCGUGAAAGUCCAUCCAAAAAGAUCAAUCCAGUUUGCCCUAAUUGGACUGGUGACCAUGUUGAACUCUGGUGGUGCCAUUCAGUCUCUGGUUUUCGAUGAGGAUGAGAAUGCGGUAAGAAUUGGAGUGAAGGGUUGUGGAGAAAUGAAGGUGUUCGCUUCAGAGAAACCAUUGAUGUGCAAAAUUGAUGCGGUGAGUGUGGAGUUCAGUUAUGAUGAGCAAAUGGUAAUGGUCCAAGUUCCAUGGCCUAACUCUUCCAAAUUAUCCGUGAUUGAAUUCUUGUUUUGA